AUGAAGCCCUCACUGCCGCCGCCCUCGAACCAGUACAUGGCCCGCAUGCGCGAUGGGCGCACGACCCUCCCGCCCGCAUUCGAGUCUUCCGGCGAGGGCAAGACGGUGGUCGCGCUAAACGGAGGCGGCGUUCAUGCAUACGUCGGCUCCUAUGGCGCUCCGCUCGGCCCGAAAGUCGGCGUGCUCGCCGGCGUUUCUGGCGGCUUUUGGGCAACAUCGGUGUACUCCUUUGCGCGGCCGCACAAGAACGGGAAAGAAUUGGGGCCAAGGGACGCGGAUGAGGUCCUUCUCGAUGCGGGGCGGAAUUCAGACCCAUCAACCUACACGUGGGACGAGCUGGGCAAACUCGACAAGCAGGCCCUCGGCCAACCGGCGACGAACGGCUGCUUUGGCCUGACACCGCUUGUUGGAAUCUGCUGCUGCUGCCUUCCGAUCAUCAACACCUGCGUUUACAUCCUGCCGGGAUCUGGGACUUCGUGUGGCGGCUCCUCCUCCGCCUGGCGGGUGAUAUGCAGAGCGACUUGCUGCAACCUGCCACACAGCAUGCACAGUGCCUGGUUCGAUGAGGUGUACCGCGUGUUUCUCAAGCCGUUCAACGUCAAGGCGGACAAGCUGCUCGCACCCGACGAGACGGAGGCGGAUGCCAUCGCCUCGCUUCUCGGCAACUCAGUCGCGAAGGAGGACUUCCAGUGGCCGCGCUAUGGCACGGAGGGGCCGGCGCCUCUGGGCAUCUUCUCGCUGGUGCUGCCAGCCGGCCUGUCGUGGCAGAAUGGCCGGCGAGAGCUGUACGAGAUGCACACAAAGGCGGACAACGACUGGGUCGACUACGGAGGAGCGGCGGUCGACGUUGCGGAGUCGGCUCGAGACCACCACAACGGGGUGACGCUCAUUCCAUGGUGGAGCACCGCCGGCGCCACGGGGACGCAGUACAUUACCCAUAAGAUGACCUUCCCCCAUGCGCAGACGCACGUCUUUCCGUGGUGCAGCCCCCCAUCCAUUCCAACGGCGUGCUCCAACUGCUGCAGCAUGUUGCACGUCACACUCACAGACGAGUGCAUCAACAAUUGCUUCCUCAAAGUCCCGUGCUGCGCGAAGCCGGAGGAUGCGACGUUCGGCGCGACGAGCUCUGCGGCAUGGGACGUUGUCAAGCCGGGCAGCCACGCCUUUUCGAGCCACUCGUUCGCAUCCACCUUUGACGGAUGCUGUUCGCCGAUUGUGACGUCGCCGGGCGAGCCAGCCCGCAUGUGCGACUUUGGCGACGGCGGCAUCAUGGACAACACCGGCGUCGCCGCCGCGAUUGCGCGUGGCAGCACAAAGAUCAUGUCGAUGGUGACGCCCCCGGGCCCCUUCCGCCCGCCGACGAAAGCCUUCCUCGAUGAGGCGAACAAUCAUAGCAGCCGAGCGGACGAACUCGUGGCUGCGGGCAAAUUCGAGGAGCUCCGACGUCUCCUGCAACACUGGGUCGACGCCACCUCCAGGGUCGACACGAAACCGACAGACCCCGAGGACUCCACCUACCUGCUGGACGUGUGGCUAUGUGCGCUGUUUGGUGUGGCGCAGACCAAGACCGUGCAGGGGCAGGUUGGGAUCCAGUUCAGGCUGACCAACCAGAUCUUUGGGCCGUCCGACUUCGUCCUCCUCCUCAAGAAGUUCAAGGCGCUCUACGAGAAGGGCCUGCCCCUCGUGGCCGCGAUCGACCUUGUCACGCGCGAGAACUCCUUCUUCGGCGUCAAGAAGGGAACAAAGGUUACCGUGACCUUCUUCUACUACACGCUGCCCGGCGAGAUGGGCAGCUGGAAGAAAGACAACGCCGACUGGACGACGAUGUUCGACAACGCCAAUUGGGAGUCCAAGCAUUACGUGGAGGGCUCUUGGGCCUUUAAGGUGGAGCAGAGCUUGGGUAAGGACUGGGAGAAGAAGGUUUCCGGUGGCGUCUGCGUCAACAUCGCGAGCAUCUGCACCAAUCGAUGCACCCACCCGUGCUCGAAGUUGUGCUGCCCCCAAGUCCCCGUGCACCCCUUCCCGUACCUCUUCUUUGCCGUCCAGAACCUGUUCGCUUACACGUCUCCCAUCGCCUGCUGCGCACCAAAGCUCCAAGCCUACACGUACCAGCAGGCCAACUUGUGUGGCCGCCUGAGCGACUUGAAGGAGUCGUGGGAGGAAAUCGCAAAGGCUCUCGGGGACAAAAACUAG
This is a messenger RNA of Emiliania huxleyi CCMP1516, 2193 nucleotides long. RefSeq lists its product as hypothetical. The coding region runs from base 1 to 2193 and encodes 730 amino acids. The transcript is spliced from 9 exons. The record is from RefSeq and is a predicted model, not a curated record. NCBI's taxonomy places the organism in Eukaryota, Haptophyta, Isochrysidales, Noelaerhabdaceae.